Molecule: messenger RNA, 920 nt
Organism: Cryptomeria japonica (Japanese cedar)
Lineage: Eukaryota; Viridiplantae; Streptophyta; Pinopsida; Cupressales; Cupressaceae
Exons: 6
Coding region: 415-762 (115 amino acids)
Source: RefSeq, a predicted model, not a curated record
AAAUAUACUCAUGAAAGGGAUUAAGCGUGGAGGACAGCGAGGAAAUAAAAAUGAAGGAAAUAGAUUUCUAAGAAGAUUUUUAACAGGGUUUCAAAGGAAAUACGCAGUGAUUUUAAAUCUCCCCAGGAAAACGCGAGCGUAGGGGGAAAAAACGUGCAAAAUGAUCCAACGGAUGGCCGCAUUCUAAGCAAAUGGGCCAUGGAUUCAAUCGUCGAUCCGAACUUAGCCGUUGAGUCAUAACGAAUGGAAAAUUGAAAUUUCAAAUUUCAUGGAGCGUGAAAAAGCAUGAUUAUAUAUAACUUUCAGCAUUUGUAGACCAGAGGAUGAAGAGGCAAAGCAGAGGAAAAGGUAGGAAUCAGGAAAUAACAACGGAAUGAGGGCAAAAAUCUUCUUCCAGCUGGUCUGGCACCGACAAUGGAUUCAUGGGUGGGUUCAUUUCUCAGAGGAGGCCUUACUAAGCACUGCAUGACUCCCUCUGAAACUGCUCACAGGGAAAAAGUUUGUGGAGUGGGACAUCUUAAUUCUAGAAACACAGAAAAGCUGCAAUCAUUGAAGUUGACGUGUUUGGUGAGGUUGACACGAAUGAUUACAAAUGGGACCUGGGUGGCAGACAGCAAGCUCACACAAUCCUUCUUUGCAACUUACUCAAUGACAGGGUGGCAGCAUGUUGCAGCAAUUGAGCAGCUUUUUGAAUUAGUAGUUUUUCAUAAUGGUGUAUUCAAAACAGCAAGAGAUGGAAUUAGUCUUGCAUCAUUUAUUUAGAUAUAUUUUGGUCAAGCAUAUUGACUUGAUAGCAUUGUAACAUGUACAAAUAUGGUGUUUAAUAAAAAAAAUUAUUGGAAGGGGUUAAAAACCCCUUCUAAAGGCUGAAGGGAAUAAUCACUGGCCAUGGUUAUUCCUUGAGGUCGUGUUUUUUGACA